AUAUUUUGAAAAGGACAAAAUGUAUCCGCGCUAAUAACGUCAUAUCCGGUUUCCUGUUCUCAGUCGUCUCGCUCUGUGCGCAGAAGUUACUGAUGGGCUAGCUAUGUCUGUUACGGGUAGAUUGAGUGUAGAAGCAACCGAACUUUAAGUCCCAGGAGUAGGAAUUAACACCCCGUGCGAUUGUUUUGUAUCAGCGACAACUCGAUAAUGUUUUCUUUGACUAUGUCGGUGCAGCCACAGGUGACUGUGCCUCUUAGCCACCUCAUCAACAUCCUCCACCCCCUGAAGAGUUCGUUUGGAAGCAGCAGCAGUGCCACUAGCAAGUCCAGAAAACUAAAAGAGCAGGACUCAGAACAGCAUUGUCCAGAGACUACAUGGACUCUACGGGAACUCGGCUUUCCAGACCUGGGUAAACAGCAGCUGGAGGAGAUGCUGAAGACUGUUUUACCACACAUAAGCGCAGAUGUUGUGUCCCCUCAACUAGAUCGUCAGACAUUAUGGAAGACUUCGUACCUCUCCUCAAACUCCUUUUUCCACAAUAAGUAUGGCUUCUCAUGGAGUGCCAUACCCAAUUCAGCGUCUGCCAUCUCAAAUAAGCAUCUCUCACCUCUGCAGGCUGUUUGCACAGAGUUAAAGUACUGGCCAGUGUUAACUCAGACGAGAGGUUUUAAGACUUUAAGAAAUAAAACCAGACGUGUGCAGACGGCCUUUGAACGCCCCGUGGGCCCUGAAGCAUUCACUCCAUCUUUUAUGAAGGGUCUCCUCACUCGCGAUAAAGGGAUUGAAGUUGAAAGUCUCGACAGCUUGUUGAAGAACAAGAACGUACCGGACGGACAGCAGGAUGCUUUUAAGAGAGGCUUUGCCGAGGGCUUCCUGAAGGCUCAGGCUCUGACACAGCGCACUCAAGACUCUUUAAGGAGAACCCGUGUAAUCCUGCUCAUACUGCUUUUGGUUGGACUCUACGGCAUCUCCAAGACUCCUUUCAUAUCAGUGCGGUUCCGAACCACAACAGGAUUGGACUCAGCAGUGGACCCGGUGCAGAUGAAAAAUGUGACGUUUGAGCACGUGAAGGGGGUAGAAGAAGCCAAGAACGAGCUGCAGGAGGUGGUGGAGUUCCUGAAGAAUCCGCAGAAGUUCACAGCGCUUGGAGGGAAGCUACCAAAAGGCGUCCUUCUCGUUGGCCCUCCAGGAACCGGGAAGACUCUGCUGGCCAGAGCGGUGGCAGGAGAGGCAGACGUUCCGUUUUAUUACGCCUCUGGGUCUGAGUUUGAUGAGAUGUUUGUUGGAGUGGGAGCCAGUCGUAUCAGAAACCUUUUCAGAGAGGCUAAAGCUAACGCACCCUGUGUAAUCUUUAUCGAUGAGCUGGAUAGUGUGGGGGGCAAAAGGAUCGAGUCCCCCAUGCACCCCUAUUCCAGACAGACUAUCAACCAGUUACUCGCUGAGAUGGACGGGUUUAAAACAAACGAGGGAGUGAUCAUUAUCGGAGCAACCAACUUCCCAGAAGCUCUGGAUAACGCCCUGAUCCGCCCUGGACGCUUCGACAUGCAGGUGACUGUUCCUAAACCUGACGUGAGAGGACGCACAGAGAUUCUCAACUGGUACUUGAAGAAGAUUAAAGUGGAUCCAGCUAUUGAGGCCAAUAUCAUUGCUCGAGGCACUGUGGGCUUCUCUGGCGCUGACCUGGAAAAUCUGGUUAACCAAGCCGCCCUAAAGGCAGCAGUUGAUGGCAAAGACAUGGUCACCAUGAAGGAGCUGGAGUUUGCCAAGGACAAAAUCCUCAUGGGCCCCGAGAGGAGGAGUGCAGAAAUCGACCAGAAGAACAAGAUCAUUACAGCAUAUCACGAAUCGGGUCACGCAAUCGUAGCUUACUACACCAAAGACGCCAUGCCAAUCAACAAGGCCACCAUCAUGCCCAGAGGCCCCAGUCUGGGACAUGUGUCCAUGCUUCCAGAGAAUGACAGGUGGAGCGAGACGCGCUCUCAGCUUCUUGCUCAGAUGGACGUCAGUAUGGGAGGCCGUGUAGCAGAGGAGAUGAUAUUUGGUCACGAGAACAUCACAACAGGAGCAUCAAGUGACUUUGACAGUGCAACCAAGAUUGCCAAACUGAUGGUGACCAGAUUUGGAAUGUGUGAAAAGCUUGGUGUGAUGACCUACACAGACAUGACCGAGCAAAGUCCAGAGACGCAAGCCGCCGUAGAGCAUGAAGUCAGGGUGUUAUUGAAGGAGUCGUACGAACGUGCCAAAGCCCUGCUGAAAACCCACACCAAGGAGCACAAGAACCUGGCAGACGCGCUGCUCAUGUACGAGACUCUGGACGCCAAAGAGAUUCAGUUGGUUCUGGAGGGAAAAACCCUGGAGACCAGAUGAAAUGUGCAGACACAAGCCACUAGCAGAGGGGAGGGGAGGGGGUGCAGAUUUAAAGAAGAUUGACUCAGGCCUCCAUCCACAGGGAUAAAAGCUCAUCUUCACUCAGUCACUUUAAUGGAAUCUCGGUCAUAUCUCCCAAAAAAGUAAUGUUUUAACUCGUUUAAAACUAGAAAACUUCCGAUUUCAUUUAAUCUGAAUUCUUAAAAUGAGAAUAUCUCAUGCAUGUGAUGUUUAUUGAUGACCUCCCACCAUCAACAUUUAAAAUGAUCAGAUCAAUUUUGUUCUUUUCUCCUGAAAAAGUUGCAGAAUGUGAACAUCAGAUUUGAUGUUUCACAGCAUUUUGUUUAGGUCGCUUUAUUAUAUUCAAACAUGAAUGUGAGCAUCAACCUGAAAUAUAAAAGCAUAAUCUGAGUUUCUUUUGAAAUGCAAAGAGCUGCUUUAUACUGAAGGCAAUCAAAGUUUGGACGUCUUUCUGUAAAUGUCUUUAUUUCUGCUGGGAUCUGAUAUUUUAUUUCAGGUAGUAUGCUGUACAACUUUUUCUUUUAGUUUUAUUUUUGAAGCCAAAGUCGGCUGAGGAGAUCCCUCUUUCAUAUUCUGCUUCACCCCUCUCUGCUUAUCCUCUUUUAAAGGCCUUCAAGGGAAUGUACAAUAAUUGUAACAUUAAACUAGGGUGUAAAGUACGAAGUUAAGGCACUUUAUCCAAGUGCACAACGACAAAAAUGCCUCUUUGUGUUUUUGAGGAUCUGUACAGAUAAAAACAGAAAGCCGCUCAGCCUCAGACGCCAUGCAAUAAACACAAGUUCCUUUAAUGGUGAAAAGGUUUUAAGGAGGUAAAACUUUGGCUUCAUUUAUUUAAGUAGUUUGGCUUUUGAAAAGCUUUUAUGCUGACGUUUUAAAUGCGUGGAAUAAAGAUCAAACCAAAAUGGUGUCAGCUGUUCCUUCAUAAUGCUGUAGUGCUGCAUAUGUAUCUGGUCUUGACACAAAGUAAAACAAUAUCAGGAUUCGUUUAUCUUUUAAAGCGAUGAAUUGUGUUGCAGUGGGAUUCAUAUUUAAGUUUUUAAGACUUCUCAGUCUCUUUCUCUUCAUUACAGCCUGUUUUAUCUGUGUAGAGAUGACCGGGAUGUGAUCAUAAGAUUGUAAAUACAUGUAAAGACAUGAUGUAUUCAUUAAAUGCUCUGAAUGUGAUUCUGCUGUUGACAUUUCCCUACAUUGUAGUUAUGAUUGUUGUGUGCUAAUAAAAUAAAAAUAAAA
This is a messenger RNA of Oryzias melastigma (Indian medaka), 3618 nucleotides long. RefSeq names its product ATP-dependent zinc metalloprotease YME1L1. Lineage: Eukaryota; Metazoa; Chordata; Actinopteri; Beloniformes; Adrianichthyidae. The coding region runs from base 208 to 2367 and encodes 719 amino acids. Gene Ontology annotation, biological process: protein quality control for misfolded or incompletely synthesized proteins; mitochondrion organization. Gene Ontology annotation, molecular function: ATP-dependent peptidase activity; ATP binding; metalloendopeptidase activity. The record is from RefSeq and is a predicted model, not a curated record. Gene Ontology annotation, cellular component: mitochondrial inner membrane. The transcript has 18 exons.